Messenger RNA from Leptosomus discolor (cuckoo roller), 1131 nucleotides. The record is from RefSeq and is a predicted model, not a curated record. Lineage: Eukaryota; Metazoa; Chordata; Aves; Leptosomiformes; Leptosomidae.
CUUCAGACCACGCUGCAGACAGAUGAGGUGAAGAAUGUCCCUUGUGGUACCAGUGGAGGAGUGAUGAUUUAUUUUGACAGAAUUGAGGUGGUGAAUUUCCUCAUCCAGAGCGCAGUGUACGACAUAGUGAAGAACUACACCGCUGACUAUGACAAAGCUCUCAUCUUCAACAAGAUUCACCAUGAGCUGAACCAGUUCUGCAGUGUCCACACGCUGCAGGAGGUCUACAUUGAGCUGUUCGAUCAGAUUGAUGAAAACCUUAAACUGGCCUUGCAGCAAGACCUAACGACGAUGGCCCCUGGAUUAAUUAUACAGGCAGUUCGAGUUACAAAGCCAAACAUCCCUGAAACAAUCCGGAGGAAUUAUGAGCUCAUGGAGAGCGAGAAGACAAAGCUGCUGAUUGCAGCACAGAAGCAGAAGGUGGUGGAGAAGGAAGCGGAGACAGAAAGGAAGAAAGCCCUCAUCGAGGCAGAAAAAAUAGCACAAGUUGCUGAAAUAACUUAUGGACAGAAAGUGAUGGAAAAGGAAACGGAGAAGCGAAUUUCAGAGAUUGAAGAUGCUGCAUUUCUUGCCAGAGAGAAGGCAAGAGCUGAUGCUGAAUGCUACACUGCUAUGAAGGUAGCCGAGGCUAACAAGCUGAAGUUAACUCCCGAGUACUUGCAGCUGAUGAAAUACAGGGCUAUCGCAGCAAACAGCAAGAUCUACUUUGGCAAAGAUAUUCCCAACAUGUUCAUGGACUAUGCGGGAAGCCAGAGCAAAUUUGCAGAGGGACUGGCGGAAGGAGUCCAAGAAGAGGAUGGGGCAGGAACCGGUGAGGACUCGAAACUACUCCAUAACGUCAACUGAAAAGAAAGAUUUCUAUUCGUUUUAUAUCAAAAGAAACAUGAACUGGGAAGUUCCUUUCUGUUUUCCCCCUUUCCUGUACUGAAAGAGACAAAUCGGACUUAAUCCUUUCAAUCUUUUGUAUGGCAAUUGGACACAAAGACUUUGGUAUUUGUGGGGUGUUUUUUCUGGUAACUCCUAAGCAGCCGGCUCCGGGUAUGUCCUCUAGAUGCACCUCUCCCUGCGCUUGGACAGACAGACCGCAGUGUUCUGGAGAGGCCAGCUAGACUGUCCUGCAGCCAGCUUAGA